Messenger RNA from Haliotis rubra (blacklip abalone), 9634 nucleotides. RefSeq lists its product as uncharacterized. Bases 221 to 9514 code for a protein of 3097 amino acids. The record is from RefSeq and is a predicted model, not a curated record. The transcript is spliced from 26 exons. NCBI's taxonomy places the organism in Eukaryota, Metazoa, Mollusca, Gastropoda, Lepetellida, Haliotidae. Gene Ontology annotation, cellular component: membrane.
CUUGGAGCAAGUCUAUUCAUACCCGGCCCUGUGGUGUAGUUGAGGAAGAUGUCCCCGUGAAGCUACCGUAGAUCUGUGGCAGUGACAUGCGUCACUAACCCUGAGCGUCCUGCGCAGCAAGACUGAAGGCGGAUGUAUCGCCCGGUAUUACCUAAGCCGCAAUACCCAACAUCUCGCGACACAAACAAGAAAUGAAACGGAACUUCUAACUGUCAGUGUGAUGGCGACUACCACGGGUGAGCAGCACCACGUUGUGUGGCUGAUGAUGCUGAUGUUUACAACAACUGCCGUGCAUGGGCAGUGUAAUGAAGCUCUGGGCCUUGAAAGUGGCAUCGUAGAGGAUACCCAAAUAACAGCGUCAUCUUCAAAAUAUUAUUCCCAGCCGCCUUCUACAGCAAGACUUCAUGGUCAAUAUGGAUGGGUGCCUCGGUCUACAGAAGAUUACUUGAGAAUUGACUUCCUGGACUUCAAGGAGAUAACUGGCCUGUCGGUGCAGGGAGCCCGUUACAAAAAAAUAACUUCGUUGUCGCUUUUCUACAGCUUGGAUGGACUUGUAUGGGAGACGUACACGGAGAACCAGGGCAACCAAGAUAUUGACGUGACUGCAGAGUCAUGGUCUGAUGUUGUCAAAAUAGAACUGGACUCUCCAAUUAAAGCGAGAUAUGUUGCCGUCAGCCCCAGAUCCACCAACUCUGGUGUACGCCUCGAGGUUCAUGGCUGCAACACCUCCGUUGACCAGGGACAACCCACAGUGAUAAACAGCGAUAUAAGGGGCAAUACUGUAUGGACAACGAGUGGGAGUCCAUACGUUCUCAAUGCCCAAGUCACGGUUCGCCCUGCUACACAUCUACAAAUACAGCCUGGAGUCGUAGUUAUUUUCAGUGCCACUGAUGCUGGUAUCCUCAUUCGAGGCUCUCUGACGGCGGCUGGUAUUCAAGGCUUGCCCGUAUCGUUCUGGUCAAGUGACGUUCCUUCUGGAGCACAAAAUCGUUGGAAAGGCCUCAGAACUGAACAAACAGGCGUACUCUCCUGCAAUUUUUGUACAAUACGACAUGCUAAUGUUGGUGCCAUGGGACCCCCUGAUUCCAUCUCUUUUAACAACACCAAAGUUUACUUUAACUCCUAUGGCAUAAUUUUAACAAAUGGAGGUUCUGGAACACAAUCAUUUUACCGUCUUCAAGUGUCACAAAAUUUGAAUAAUGGUUUAGUGGUAUCUGACGACUGGGUAUCACGAAGUGGACUUUUCUUUGAGGAAUGUACCUUUAAUCAGAACGGUAAACAUGCACUGGCGCUGUCAAGUUCGUGUGACGUUGAGUUAGUUCGAUGCAACGUUCGAUACAACCGGGAUUCCGGAAUAGCAUCAAGUGAUAACGGUAUUAGGAUGACCGUCACUGACAGUGAUAUAACAGGGAAUUACAAGUUUGGCUUCCAACUGUCGCACUCGGAAUAUGCUGACAUAGAAUCGUCUCAUGUUGACAACAACGGAGUAGGACUACAGCGAAGUAAUGGUGGGGAAACCAUAAUCCGAAACUCAACAUUUAGAUUCAAUUCAAAAGAAGCCAUUCUCGCCGAUCCUAGAUUAAACGGAAUUCUCAAUAUUUCUUCGUGCAUCUUUGAACGCAACAAACAUGGCCUGCGUAUUAAUGCCUGGGUGAAUCGAGUGAAUAGCCUUGUGACAAUCACGGGCUGCGAAUUUACAAAGAAUACAUACGCAGGUGUAUAUGUAAAAUCUGAUACAUAUAAGCAUACCUUUAACAUCUCUCUCACUUACAACACAUUUGAAGGUGGUCCGUCCUAUACAGAAGCCUAUGCGAUAUACAUUUCCCUUGAUGAUUUAAGCUCAAGCAGGUUCGCCUCUGUAGACAUGAGAGGAAACAACAUCACACAUUUUGCAGAUUCCAGCGGCAUCAGAGUGUAUCAAGGUAAUGGAAAUUCGAACUAUGCAAACAUACCUAUCAACAUCUCUGGAAAUCAUUUUGAAGAUUCCUAUAGUAGGUAUGCAUUGUAUCUAUAUGCUGAUGGAGUUGAUGUUGCCAACAACGUCUUCAGAAACAGUUCACGUGUGGGUUCUUUGAAAUUAACGGGAUCAAACAGCAGAAUAUACAGAAAUGUAUUCGAAAAUCCAAACUCGACAUACGACCUGAUUACGUACGAACUUUAUAAUGAUCAGACUUCUGUUGAUGCGAGCCGAAACUACUGGGGUAUCACAGAUCAACGGGGAAUCCGUUCACGGAUAUAUGACUUGUAUCAUAACAUCAGCAGAGCUGAGAUACAGAUUGACCCAUACUUCACAUCCAAGUCCAUGGACAUGACUUCAAGUGGGACCACCAUCUUCACUGAUGAUGAACCCUCUGACGUUGGAGGAGUGUUACAGGAAGAUGUCCUUGUUCGCCCAGAUCAGAGACUGAUGGUGAAGAGAACUAUUGUAGUGCCUGAAGGACAGACGCUUACCAUCAUGCCAAAUGUCACUCUUACCUUCCAUGGAGCCCAAGGGAUCAUUGUUAAAGGAACACUGAAAAUUAAUGGAUCAUCAACUUCACCUGCGUUUUUACAAAAUGGCACCAACAACGGAUGGGGAGGCUUGAUUCUUACGAACAGCAAUCUGGAAGUUACCCAUGGUGUCUUGAAAGCAGCAAGGACAAUUGAAAACCUCCGCAAGGAAAAAUGUUCCUCCAAGCUGGUGUUGUCUCUGCUCCAUAGCUAUGUUGAAGUAGAUUCUCUUAAACUGGGAUCUCACUGCUUCAAUGUAACAAUAUCAGAAUCUCAGCUGAUAACCCCGAAUAAUGAUAUAAGCCUGUCUACGUGUUCAGGGACAUCAACAAGCAAUGACACUGGAAAUAUUAUGUUAGAGAACUCUAAUGUCACCUCCAGGGCAGUAACAAUCACGACGAAAGGUGAUGCUGCCCCACAUGCGUUCACAGCAAGCGGGUCCGCUUUCAAUACAGGCGGUGUUUUAUGUGACUCAACCCACUCAUUAACGACUGUAAUGUUUCUGAACAAUACACUUAAUGUGUAUGAGGGACGCGUAUUCAAGGUAAAAGGUCAAUAUUUAGAUGCUGAAAUUGCAAAUAAUUCAUUUUUGGCUUCGGCGGGAACUGCUGAUAUAGAUCUUAGCGGUGAUGCUGAUAACAGGGUUAUAAUUAAGGAAAACAAUUUUAAUGUUGGAAAUAUGGAAUUUAAAUCAGAACAAUCUCUCGAUGAGAAAAUAGAUGCAACCAUGAAUACCUUCAAUUCUUGUCUGCUUACACUGAAAACGCCGGAUGUUAUCAUUACAAACAAUGUGUUUGAAACCAAUUUAGCCUACUUCAUAAAAUUCGCCAGCAAUGAUUUCAGGGAUACCAUUAUCAACGCUAGUUACAACUAUUGGGGGAAAGACACAUUUUCAGAUAUAGAAGUAAAGAUAUAUGACAAAUCUAAUGACGCAGUCCUACCUGAGAUAUCAAUCAUGCCAUUUUUCAAAGAUAGGGAAAUGACAGAACUUGUGGAGACAACACCUUUUCUUGACUCAAACGGAACAAUAGGCGGUACCGUUGGUGGGACCGUUACACUGACGAGAGCACAAAGUCCAUACACUGUCACAAGUAACAUAAUUGUUGGCAAAGAUGACACUCUGGCGAUAGAUGCUGGCGUGGAACUGCUGUUUAAAGACAGCGUUGGAAUGCGAGUUGAAGGAAGCCUCUAUGUUAUGGGAUCCAGAGAUAUGCCAGUACGAUUCAACCCAGCCACUGUAGGUAUACCAUGGGAGGGAGUGAAAGUGACUGAACAACCACGAAUCGUGCGGUUUGCUGGCGGUAGUGAUGAACGUGAAGGAAGAGUCGAGGUUCUGGUUGGAAGAGAAUACAGCACUAUCUGCGAUGAUGGCUUUGAUAUUCAUGAUGCUAAAGUGGUUUGCAGAAUGGCCAGCUUUGACCCUGAAGGUGGAGUGACGUAUUACGAUCGUGCAAAGUUUGGAUCUGGCUCUGGGACGAUCGAAUAUACAAAGUUACACUGUGUGGGCAACGAAUCACACGUAAACCAGUGUAUCAACAAACGAUCGUAUUGUUCUCAUUUCGAAGACAUCAGCGUCAGAUGCCAUGGGAAUUAUCUCACAGCGCCCACCCUUGACACUCAACUUGAAUAUCUAGAGAUAAAUGACACCCUUGAUGGAAUAGUUUUAAAUGGCAAUAUUACUAAAAUAUCAAAUGUAAAGUCCUCCUUCUCAAAAGCCAGUGGCUUUACUAUCUCCAAGUAUGGAACAUCCUUGCCCGUUAUGGAUGGCUUAGAAUCGUCGUCCAAUGGUUUACAUGGCAUUAGAAUUCAUGGCAUAGACAAACAUUCAAGAUCCACUGUGGUUGGUUGUGUGUUGUCCGGAAAUGGAAAGUAUGGGAUAUAUUUAUCAGGAUUUGGCCUUGUAACGGUGGAUAACUGCACUGUUGCAGAUAAUCUCAUUGGGAUCGGUUCCGAAUCGUCUGUGUAUUUAGACAUUGCCGUAACAAACAGUGUCGUGAGAGCUAACACAAGAUAUGCCAUGUAUCUGUACCCUGGUUCAAACAGCAACCAUGAGGUGCGACUCAGUGUCCGUAGAAGCAGUAUGAUAGCACAUGACACACGAUACAAGGAAUACUCAUUUUCGUCACAGUUUAGUUAUAGAAGAGUUAUUUAUAUGGGGGGAUUUUCUAUCACAUCUGGGGAGAUACAAUUUGAAGAAAAUGUAUUUGAAGGAAAUGUAGCGAGUGUAUUUGUAUUUGAUUAUUACCGCCAGAAAGGACAUACCACAUUGAUCAUUGCUAACAAUACUUAUGUUAAUAACACAGGCCAGAUAUUCAGUAUCAAGUUACAGAGUCAAAGUGGACAUGAUGUAAACAUAACAUCAAAUACAUUCUGUAAUAACCACGCCCUUUCAAGCACUGCUCCUAUGAUAGCGAUAUAUGAUAUACAAUCGAGCUCAGUGAUACACAUUUCAGGAAACGUGUUCAGGAACAAUACUGCCCCAAGUGUAAUUCAUAUGCCGAAAGAGGAUCGUACAUUUUCAAACAUUAAGAUCAAUAACAAUUCCAUGGUUUUGAACCAAGUUACGAAUGUCCUUCUCAUUGAAAUAUACGAAAUAGAGAUAAACAACAAUUCCUUCUUCAAUCCAAAUGCAUUAUGUGAGCUGAAGGUGGCCGGUUUCAAGAGCAAUCUGGAGAAUGAUGCAAGAUGGAACUACUGGGGAUUCACUGAACUGUCUCAAAUCAAGGACAGAAUAUGUGGAUUUGACGUCAAUAUGGAGCUUGGAUUUGUAUCGUAUAUUCCUUUUCUACUGUCCAAUACAACAAUGUCUGUGGCAAGUGUGAGGCCGACUGAUUUCUUUGAGUUGGGAGCAGUUGGAGGAGUUGUGGAGGAGGAGAUAACUCUGACUGGACGGUCCGAACCAUACGUCAUAGAGAGGUCAAUAAUGAUCAGGAAUGAAGGAAGACUUGCCAUUCAUGCUGGAGUUCAGCUUCUCUUCAUGCAAAAAAGGGGUAUUUAUUCCUAUGGUUUUCUUGAGACCAUAUCAUCCAGCUCCGAGCCAGUUGUGCUGAAAUAUCAUACAAUGAAGCCCUGGCAUGGAAUUGUUUUCAAUUACAAAGCAGGGAUCAUUUUACGAAAUGUCAAUAUAACUGGAUCACAUUAUGGCUUGGUGACCUACACAGACAACAUGACGAUGUCAGACUGCAGAAUCGCACACACAGAGAGAUCUGGGAUGACGAUAGGGUAUGGUGUAACAAUGGUAAACCUGGGUCGAUCUGCUAUUGUUGAGAGUAAAAGAUACGGUAUUGUGAUCCAAUCAAAUUCCUUAUUGUUGCGUAAUGGGAUUGUACACAGCAAUGCCCUGAGCGGAGUUUAUCAUAAAGGUAAAACAGGAAGUAUUUCUCUGGAGGAAAUGGAAAUCCUCAACAAUGAUGAGUUUGGUGUUUAUGUGAAACUUGACUCUUUCAACGGAAAUCACCAAAUUAAGAUAAGAAACUGUUUUGUUCAUGAUCAUAAGAACAUGCCUGCAGUUCGUCUGAUAUCAUCAAGAUACUAUGAUGGCUUUUCAAACAUAACAGUAAGCCACUGCACCUUCGAGAACAAUGAUGGAUCUGCGCACAUUUCAGCAGUUGGGAACGCUGGACGGGAUGACAGAAAAAAGAUUGUUAUGAGGUCAAAUACAUUAAGAGGUCAGGGUACCGCUGUCAUCGUCACCACCGGUAUGAGUGAGGUCUUGGUUACUGACAACAGGGGAAAUAAUAUCACGUCAGAUUCAAAAUGUUUAUUUGAUAUAGACUUGCAGAAGGGAUCAUGGAGCAGUCAAACUUUAGCAUUAUCGGUCAGCUCCAAUGUCAUAACACAAGUAUCUGGACGUUGUGCAUUUUCUUUAUCAGCGUUUCAAACGCCAGGUGGAUCCUUCUUGUAUAACCAGAUUUCACAAUCACAUUUUACUGAAGGGACAGUUACUUUAAAUUUAGAAAAUUACACGUUAUCUGAGAACAUUUUGGACAAUCCAAGUUCUGACUUUGAGCUGAAAGUUACUAAACUGGGCAGUGGCUAUAUCAAUGCCUCACACAACUGGUGGGGCACAACCGACGAAAAUGUGGUCCGAGACAAAAUUGUGGAAAGAUCUGAUGACCCAAGACUCUUGAAUGUAAUACACCUACCAAUAUCGGUAAACCAGGCAUUUGACUGUUCGCAAGUGAACAACUGCAGUGGCAAAGGAGAGUGCGUCAGACCAAAUGGAUGUAGCUGUAUCAGCGGAUGGAAGGGGGAUGACUGUGAUGAGUACGACUGUUCAGACCUCAGCGAAUGUAAUGGCGGAAGAUGUGUCGGACCCAGCCUCUGCGAGUGCGUUGAUGGGUGGAUGGGCGAGUCGUGUGCUGUUGCUACCUGUUACAAGACCAAUAACUGUUCAGGGAGAGGAUUCUGUGGAGAGCCGGAUAGAUGUACUUGUCUUUCCCAGUACAGAGGAGAAUCGUGCGAGGCCUGUGCUCCAAAUACAUGGGGAGGCAACUGUGCAGCCUGUCCUAAGUGUGUACAUGGCUCAUGCGACGCACAGACAGGAACCUGUAUUUGCGAGAGUCCCAACUGGAGUGGCAACCUGUGUGAUCAAUGCAAUGAAACAUUCUAUGGACCAGAUUGCCUCCCUCUACCAACUGUCCUCAGCGUGUCUCCGGAUGCAGGCCCUGACGUUGGGGGGACACCUGUCCAUAUAAGAGGACAUAACUUCAAGUUCUCAAACACCAGUAAUUACAAAUGCAAGUUUGGAUCAGUAACCGUUGCAGCUCAGAGGGUCAAUGGACAGCAUUUCACGUGUAUCUCACCUACACUAAGCCAGAGAACAGUACAUGUUGAGAUAAGUUCAGACGGAGUGCACUUCACUAACAAUAAGGUUUCUUACACCUUCGUUGUACAAUGUCCCACAACGGCUUGUGGGGAUACAUACAGUCCACCUCAUGGUCAAUGUCUGUUUGGACAAUGCACAUGUACGCUCCCCUGGACAGGAGAUUCUUGUUCAGUACAAGCCCUACCGCCAGUAGUGAGUGCCAUAAAUGAUUCUCAGUUGACCGAGGGACAGAGCUACGAACAGAAGAUGUCGCUUGUACAGGGUACCCAUGCAAUUCGCUGGAGACUGAUUUCAUCUCCCCUGGGAAUGACGAUCGAUCAGGACACUGGGAACAUCACUUGGAUCUCUGCCACUGGUAGAUCUACUCCCUAUGUCAUCAAAGUUCGUGCGCAAAAUAUUGUUGGUCACCAUGAUGUCCAGUGGCUGUUGUCAGUUCCUCUGUCCUACAGUGCUGUAGUGGAUAGUCUGACACCCUCGGGGACGUUGGCAUAUCCGACACAAAUCCGUAUAUCUGGACAUCUUGACGUGUCUGGAAGUAACUGGAAUCUCACUUCAGCUGUGGUUACAAUCCAGAUAAGAAACAAAAACAUAGUACGUGACUUGGAAGCUCAGGCUGAAGACACAAGACCGUUUCUGUUUACCGCCAUCUAUUACCCACGGCCAGAUGACAGUGGCGAAUUUAGUGUGAGCGCAAGUCAUCCGGCUGAUACUGAGUUUCUGGAGCAAAAGAACUGGCGUGUCCAGAGCAUGAUCUGUGACCCAAAGUUUGUGUCGCUCACAGCCUACCUCGAUACGCCAACAGUCACUUUUCCUGUCGUUGCAAAUGUUACAAAUAAUGGACUGGACUCACUGGAGAACAUUUCUGCGACGGUUCAGAGUUAUUCCUACACUGUUGAUUCUGCAUGGGUCCAAUUCGGCGAACAACGCACAAACAUCACAAGGCUUCCUCCAAUGGCAACUGUGACACUUCACCUCAUCAUUGAGCAGAAGCUGCCUUUGCAAACAGAGUUGUAUGUGGUAUUACGUAGUGAGCGGGGAACGAGAACAGUAUUACGAGUGAGACUAAAUCUAAAGAUAAGGAGACCUCUUCUCAAGUUAUCACCAUCCACAAUCAAGACAGCUGCAGCAAGAGGAAAACAAACAAUUUUCAACAUCAAUAUCACGAACACUGGUGAGGCACCAGCUGAAGACAUCAAUGUCCAAAUUCCCGAUGGAUUGCCUGUGAAAGUGGCAGCUAUAUCCAAGCUCCAUUCUUCUUCAUCUGGAAAGUUGGACCUGGAACCGGGAGAAACAGCAACAGUUGUUUUCGUCUAUACUGUGCUCGCGGACAGACAGCUUGGUGAAACGUCUGGGAACUUGGUGAUCGGCUCUCAGGAUGCCUCGUCUUCGCUUGCUUUUACAUUCUAUAUAACUUCUGAUGACCGCCACGGCAUCCAGGUCCUUGUGGAGGACGAGUACACAUACUUUGCAGCUGAUAAACCACUGUUAGCUGAGGCAGAGGUGACACUGAGACAACCACGGAGAAUGUUCAGCAAGACGGCCAUUACAAAUGAAUCAGGCACUGUAAAUUUUGACGGGAUCUAUGCAGACCGGUAUACCCUGCAGGUUGAAGCAGCCAACCACACAUCCAAGUCUGUCAUCAUCGUUGUGGAUGGCAGCAAAUCUACGUACAGGAUCUUUCUCCAGCGCACCGCAGUAACAUACACGUGGUCUGUCACAAAGACAACAUUCGAGGACAAGUACACAAUCACGCUGGAAUCAACGUUUGAAACAAGGGUUCCUAUGCCUGUUGUCACUAUAGAACCUGCUAAAGUCAACUUUAUUCCGUACGAAGAAGGACGGUUAACAAGAAUGGUGUUUACUCUGACCAACCAUGGCUUUAUCCGUGCAAAUAAUGUCAGGUUUUCAUUACCGAACCAUCCAACUUUACAGUUCGUGCAGAUGGUCGACCCUAUAGGAAAUUUGGAUGCAAACACCAGCAUAAUUGUCCAAAUCGACGUGCUGCCAAAGAAGAUAAGCAAGCGUUCCUCAUCAUCCGUGUGCGGUUUUAUCGUGCUGUAUGACUACAUCUGUGGUUCGGUUAGAACAAACAGCGCCUCUGUGAGAUUAACACGGCAGUAUCCUGGCCAGCCUCCUGUACCGUGUGGUGGGGGGAAGAGUCGGCUUCCGCGGAGGAUCAGUAUAUGGAGGAGGUAGUUUCGCAGCGCGGGGGUAUGUCGGUACCAAUAUACCUUGUGACUGUGUGAAGGGGCUCAUUGACAACUGUUACAUACCACUACUUCGACUCCCUUUUGAGCUGAUACCAGGAGUUGGGUG